Molecule: messenger RNA, 612 nt
Organism: Mycotypha africana
Lineage: Eukaryota; Fungi; Mucoromycota; Mucoromycetes; Mucorales; Mycotyphaceae
Exons: 1
Coding region: 1-612 (203 amino acids)
Source: RefSeq, a predicted model, not a curated record
AUGUCAAACAAUAACAGCAAUGAAACGAGGGAAUAUGUAAAAUCCUACAUUAAAAACACAUAUGCUCAGGAUAUACUAGAAAGUGAGCAACCAAAGUUCGAUCCUAAUCGGUCAACAUCAGCACCACCAUUAACCGCAAAACAGCAAACUGACGAAGGCGACGUUAGUUCUAAAAGCAAUUUACCCACUCAAGAGAAUAUAUCAGCCCAUUUGAAUAUUCAUCUGCCUACGCACAACCCUAUACCCUCUUCUUCUACGACGAACAGGUCUACUGACACAGUACAGAAUAAAAAACAGGACGGAAAUAUAGAGUACACACUUUCAGCGCAAGAUUUCAAAGAGCAGAGAAUAGAAAUACAUGAGGCGGCAACCACAAAUUGUGUGGAUUUGCAAGAAGAACUUUUUCAAUGCUUUCAACACGGCAGUUGGUGGGAUAAGGCUAAAAUGUGUGAAGAACAAAAGCAGAAAUUUUGGGCUUGCUUCCAAGCACAGAAGGCUUUUUUAAAAGAAGUCAAUUAUAAGUCACCUUUCAAUACACAGGAACAAGAUGAUAGAAUUUUGGCGAGAGCAUUAAAACUUAGAGAAAAGAUAGACAACUCAAAUAAAGAAUAG